Ustilaginoidea virens is the source of this 1026-nucleotide messenger RNA. RefSeq lists its product as uncharacterized. The transcript has a single exon. Gene Ontology annotation, molecular function: alpha-L-arabinofuranosidase activity. Gene Ontology annotation, biological process: L-arabinose metabolic process. Bases 1 to 1026 code for a protein of 341 amino acids. Lineage: Eukaryota; Fungi; Ascomycota; Sordariomycetes; Hypocreales; Clavicipitaceae. The record is from RefSeq and is a predicted model, not a curated record.
AUGCUGCUCUCGCUGGCCUGGCUCGGCGCAGUCGCCGCCCAUGUCAUUGCUCUUUCCCCCGUCGACUCGGGCUCCCAAGCCUCCCUGCCAAGCUCCUUCUCCUGGACAUCCAGCGGUCCAAUCAUCGGCCCGCGCGACGACGGCCACGGCGUUCGCGCCAUCAAAGAUCCCUCCAUCGUGUACUACCAGGGCCGCUAUCACGUCUUCGCCAGCGCGCCGACGUCGUCAAACUUCAACCUCGUGUACCUCAGCUUCACCGACUUUGCGAGCGCCAAGAACGCAAAGUUCCACUACCUGGAGCGGACCCGCAUCGGGCGAGGAUACCGGGCCGCCCCGGAAGUCUUGUACCACCGGCCUCACAAGCUCUGGUACCUCGUCUACCAGAGCGCGGGCCCGACCUUCUCUACCAACGCGGACAUCGGCGACCCUAGCGGAUGGUCUGCCCCGCGCUCCUUCUACGCAGGCACGCCAGCCACCGUCCGGAGCAACAAGGGCAACGGGUCGUGGCUGGACUUUUGGGUGAUUUGCGACGGCGAGUACUGCUACCUGUUCUCGUGCGACGACAACGGCCACCUGUACUGCGCCAAGACGUCCAUCUCCGACUUCCCCAGCGGCAUGAGCGAGCCCGUGAUUGUGCUCAGGGACGAGAAAAUGGCCCUGUUCGAGGCAUGCAACGUGUACAACGUUGGGGGAUCCUACUUGCUCAUCGUCGAGGCUGUUGGCAGAGACGGCAACCGCUACUUCAGGUCGUGGACGGCCGAGACGCUGUCCUCGCCGUGGAAGCGGCUGGCGGACACGGAAGCGAACCCGUUUGCCCGCCACAGCAACGUCCAGUAUCCGACCAAGCCGCCGUGGAGCUUGAGCGUCAGCCAUGGAGAGGUUGUCCGCAGCCGCGUUGACGAGACUCUGAGCAUUGACCCUUGCGGGAUGCAGUACCUGUACCAGGGCCUGCCUCACAGCAAAGAUUUCGGCAACUACAACACUCUGCCGUGGCAACUCGGUCUACUUAACCAAACAAACUGCUAG